AUGACUAAACGUUCAACAAACAACAAUAAUAACAAACCUAACCGUAAAGUAAUUAAUGCCAAAACAGAAGCCAAGUGGUUUAUUUAUGAAGCAUCAAAGAACAAGAACACCAAGUUUACAGCAGAGUUUGUUCCAUUAGAGGAGCCAGUAAUGAAGACUCCAGUGUAUCGUAUGAAACAAGCUUGUUGUUUGGAAAUGUUUUGUGAGAAUGCUUCUAUUCUACUUGGUUUUUGUCUUAAUCCUUCCAUUCACAAGAGAUACCAAGAUAAGAUAUUCAUUGGUGGGUUGACAGUUGAAUACUUUGUUUCCUACUUCAGUAGAGUAGAAAAUCAUGUUGUGAACGAUCCUAGAAAACAAUUUAUGCAUUUCAAUGGCCAAAUAAUAACUGUGAAUUGUCCUUCUUUUAGUUUCAUAGGAUUCGAUAAUCUUCCUAGUUUGGGUAAUAAGAAAGCAUAUCAUGGAGUUACUUGGAAUGUGUACACUAACCAAAGAGUAUACAAUAACACCCGAAAUAUGUAUCAGUAUGAACCUAGAUGUGAUGUUUACAGAGUUAGAUUUGUUUAUUUGGAAUUCUUUUGUAAUCCAGUUACCAACCUAGUUUUUGCAAAGUACGAGAUUGUCAAAGAACAUUUUAAUUAUCUAAAUAAUUGUUGGGAAUUGAUUUAA
Messenger RNA from Naegleria gruberi, 666 nucleotides. RefSeq lists its product as uncharacterized. Lineage: Eukaryota; Heterolobosea; Eutetramitea; Acrasida; Naegleriidae. The record is from RefSeq and is a predicted model, not a curated record. Bases 1 to 666 code for a protein of 221 amino acids. The transcript is spliced from 2 exons.